Molecule: messenger RNA, 942 nt
Organism: Erinaceus europaeus (western European hedgehog)
Lineage: Eukaryota; Metazoa; Chordata; Mammalia; Eulipotyphla; Erinaceidae
Product: olfactory receptor 52E4-like
Exons: 2
Coding region: 1-942 (313 amino acids)
Biological process (GO): G protein-coupled receptor signaling pathway
Cellular component (GO): membrane
Molecular function (GO): G protein-coupled receptor activity; olfactory receptor activity
Source: RefSeq, a predicted model, not a curated record
AUGUCCUCUGUCAAUGUCACUGCCUCCUACCCCUCUACUUUCCUUCUCCUGGGUAUACCUGGUCUGGAAGCUUUCCAUGUUGGGAUUGCCUUCCCUUUCUUUGUGGUUUAUUUAGUGGCACUUGUGGGAAAUGUCACAAUUCUGUUUGUGAUCAAGACUGAGCAGAGCCUUCACCAACCCAUGUUCUACUUCCUGGCACUUCUGUCCUUUAUAGACUUAGGGCUCUCCACUUCUACCAUCCCCAAGAUGUUGGGCAUCUUCUGGUUCAAUUUUGGGGAGAUAAGUUUUGAAGGCUGCCUUAUCCAAAUGUUCUUUAUCCACACUUACACUGGGAUGGAAUCUGUUGUACUGUUGGCCAUGGCAAUUGACCGAUUUGUUGCCAUCUGUUACCCGCUGAGAUAUACCACAAUUCUUACCAAUAAAGUGGUGGCUAUCAUGGCCUCUGUUGUCGUGGGAAGGCCUGUCAUCCUUGUUAUCCCCUUCUGUCCUCUUCUCAAGAGACUGCCCUUCUGUGGACACUACAUUAUCCCUCAUACCUACUGUGAACAUAUGGGGAUUGCCCGUCUUGCUUGUGCUAAUAUAAGAGUCAACAUCAUCUACGGGUUAUUCACUAUCGCUGCCCUCAUCUUUGACUUGAUCCUUAUUGCACUCUCCUAUGUUCAGAUCCUACGGGCCGUUUUCCGCCUUCCUUCCAAAGAUGCCAGACUCAAAGCACUUAGCACAUGUGGGUCACAUGUUUGUGUCAUCUUAGCCUUUUAUACACCAGCAUUUUUCUCCUUUAUGACUCACCGCUUUGGUAGAAAUGUCCCUCGCUACAUUCACAUUCUUCUUGCCAACUUAUAUGUAGUUGUUCCUCCUUGCUUAAAUCCAGUUAUUUAUGGUGUUAGGACAAAACAAAUUCGGGACCGAGUUGCAAGGAUGUUAUAUUUAGAUAAAGUCUGA